ACACACACACACACACCACAGGAGCAGAUUUUCUGUCAGAUGGAUGUAUCCGUCUGAAACAAGAAAGAAGAAACAAGAAAGAAACAUACGUGUUUCCUGCAAGAUAUCACCAUGACCAAGAAUGUGCUUCUCAGUACAAUCAGGGAGAGCCUGAACCCGUCCAAUACCUCCAGAUUUAAUGAGAACCUGCAGACCCACCAGAACAUCACCUAUGUGGAUUUCUACCUCCACAAACCCUCAGUGGCUGCCGUCUUCACCGUAUCCUAUCUGCUCAUCUUCUUGGUGUGCAUGCUGGGCAACGGAGUGGUGUGUUUUAUUGUCGUCCGCAGCAAGAACAUGUGCACGGUCACCAACAUUUUUAUUCUCAACCUGGCCAUCAGUGAUCUCUUGGUUGGCAUCUUUUGCAUGCCGACCACCCUGGUGGACAACAUCAUAACAGGCUGGCCUUUUGGUAGUGUGGUGUGUAAGCUGAGUGGUUUGGUUCAAGGGAUAUCUGUGUCUGCGUCUGUUUUCACUCUGGUUGCAAUAGCUAUUGACAGGUUCCGCUGCAUUGUCUACCCGUUCAAGCAAAGGUUUACCAUUGCCACCUCCAAACUAAUCAUUGUAAUCAUAUGGCUGCUGGCUGUGUCCAUCACGUGUCCAUCUGGGGUUAUGCUACAGGUCACAAAGGAACAGACAGUCCAAAUAAUCCACAGUUCCAACAACGAAACGCAGCCUUUCUACUGGUGCCAUGAAAACUGGCCCAAUCAGGAGAUGCGGAAAAUCUACACCACAAUACUUUUUGCCAAUAUUUAUCUAGCACCUCUCAGUCUUAUUGUCAUCAUGUAUGUUCGCAUCAGUUUCACCCUCUUCAAGACCACAAUACCGCCAUUGCAAGGUAGCAAGAUUCAGUUUGAAGGUGGCAACAACAGCAUCAAACUGAGCAUGGAAAGCUGCCACAAAAAUUCUCGUAAGAAGAAGGUGAUAUUGAUGCUGCUGGUUGUGGCGCUGCUCUUCACCUUAUCAUGGCUGCCACUGUGGACGCUUAUGAUGCUGAGUGACUACGCCAGCCUCACAGAGUACCAGUAUCGUGUCAUUAAUAUCUAUGUGUAUCCAUUAGCUCACUGGUUGGCCUUCUUCAACAGCAGCGUCAAUCCCAUCAUCUAUGGCUUCUUCAAUGAGAACUUCCGUAGGGGAUUCCAGGCGGCAUUUAAAUUCCAGCUGUGUUCUCUUGACAUCGAAUGGCAGAAGAGCUUUUCACUCAGACUCCGAGGGAAUGCUGUGCUCCCAGCUCAGCCUCCCACUCUCAGGAGAUCAGGAAUGUCCAGAAGUAGGGAGCUUGAGUAGUAGACAUGAUGAUAAAGACUAGGGGCUGACUAUGGACAACUUAGAAAUGGUCUCUCAGAUUUUAGAAUACAAACUCAGACUGUAAAGCUUCAGAUCAUUUAUUAACAACAGUGAGGUGAAGGUUUGGAUUCUGACAGUUAAAGUGUAACUGUAACAGGUGGAAUGUU
This is a messenger RNA of Thalassophryne amazonica, 1493 nucleotides long. Its product is annotated as neuropeptide FF receptor 2-like. The record is from RefSeq and is a predicted model, not a curated record. Gene Ontology annotation, molecular function: opioid receptor binding; peptide binding; neuropeptide receptor activity. The coding region runs from base 112 to 1326 and encodes 404 amino acids. NCBI's taxonomy places the organism in Eukaryota, Metazoa, Chordata, Actinopteri, Batrachoidiformes, Batrachoididae. Gene Ontology annotation, biological process: regulation of cAMP-dependent protein kinase activity; regulation of MAPK cascade; regulation of adenylate cyclase activity. Gene Ontology annotation, cellular component: membrane. The transcript is spliced from 4 exons.